Durio zibethinus is the source of this 1572-nucleotide messenger RNA. RefSeq lists its product as uncharacterized. The record is from RefSeq and is a predicted model, not a curated record. NCBI's taxonomy places the organism in Eukaryota, Viridiplantae, Streptophyta, Magnoliopsida, Malvales, Malvaceae.
UGUAGUAAAGAUGGGAAAAAUGGGGUCUUCGAUGACCUCUCUCUUUGUUACUCUUUUAGUGCUAGCACUCUCUCUCUGCUUGCCUUCAGAAACCACAGCUGACUACCGUUACUAUUCACCUCCACCACCACCCUACCACUACAAGUCACCUCCUCCUCCUCCUCCGGUUUACUCUCCGCCACCAUCACCCAAGAAGCCUUACAAGUACCACUCUCCUCCCCCACCAACUCCUGUUUACAAGUAUAAGUCUCCACCACCUCCUCCACCAGUGCACUAUCCUCCACCUCCUUACAAGUACAAGUCUCCUCCUCCUCCUCCCCCAGUUUACAAGUACAAGUCUCCCCCACCACCACCACCAUCACCACCCAAGCAUCCAUACAAGUACAAGUCUCCUCCCCCUCCCCCUCCCGUUUACAAGUACAAGUCCCCACCACCACCACCACCAUCACCACCCAAGCACCCCUACAAGUACAAGUCUCCACCCCCACCACCACCAGUUUACAAAUAUAAGUCUCCCCCACCUCCAAUGCACUAUCCCCCACCCACUUACAAGUACAAAUCACCUCCACCACCACCCCCAGUUUACAAAUAUAAGUCUCCACCACCUCCUUACAAGUAUAAGUCCCCCCCACCACCUCCUGUCUAUAAAUACAAGUCUCCUCCACCACCUCCUCCAGUGUACAAGUACAAGUCCCCUCCUCCUCCUCCUAAGGUGCCAUACAAGUACAAGUCUCCCCCACCACCUCCUCCAGUGUACAAGUACAAGUCCCCUCCUCCUCCUCCUAAGGUGCCAUACAAGUACAAGUCUCCCCCACCACCUCCUCCAGUCUAUAAUUACAAGUCUCCUCCGCCACCUCCUCCAGUGUACAAGUACAAGUCCCCUCCUCCUCCUCCUAAGGUGCCAUACAAGUACAAGUCUCCCCCACCACCUCCUCCAGUCUAUAAAUACAAGUCUCCUCCACCACCUCCUCCAGUUUACAAGUACAAGUCCCCUCCUCCUCCUAAGGAGCCAUAUAAAUACAAGUCUCCCCCACCCCCUCCUCCAGUUUACAAGUACAAGUCUCCUCCACCACCUCCUCCAGUUUACAAGUACAAGUCUCCUCCCCCUCCUCCUCCAGUUUACAAGUAUAAAUCUCCUCCACCACCACCAUCCCAUUACGUUUAUUCAUCACCCCCUCCUCCUCCCCACUACUAAGCAACGGCCAUGACGGUACCAAGGAGAGGAGAAAACUGUGAUCCCAAUAUGAGUGACAAAAAUGGUUUAAAGAAUUAUAAAGUGAGAGAUAGAAACUGGGAGCCUCAGCCUAGUCUCCGCGUUUGAAACGAAGAAAACAAUAAUAUUGUAGACAAGUAGUAGGGAAAAAAGGGGUUCAUCGUUUUCAUGUGUUUGACAGUUGUAUUAUUCGGACGUCCACCUAUUUCUUUCUACUUUAUUAUUAAAAAGAAAUGAAUCGUAUAUGUAUGUGUUUCCAACCUUUUGCAAAUGCAUGGGUUGAUCCGUAAUAAAAAUAAAUCCAUUCCUCAAAAAAAAAAAAUGGUCUACUUUUCUUUUUUUUUUUUUUUGUUUCUUUG